AUGGCAUCCACAUUUUCCGGGCCAUCUAAUUUUGCCAGGGAUCCUCUGCACCCCAACUCCUUCAGAAGCAGUGGCCAAUGCUGGCAGCCCAGCGACUGCACCGGUCAUCACUUCUCCCUCCUCGAAAGAUGCUGCUGUGCCAAGGGCUUGUACGAAGGAGUUCCUGCAGAAGGCUUUGAGAAGGAGGUUAUGGUUACCGCAGAGAAGAUCUCCCGGACUCUCGACACUCUGCAGGCCAGGAGAAGCAUAACCUUCACCUCGUCUAGCAGGGCCGGAGGCACCGCAGUCGAGUUGAGAGGAUCGCAGCACCCACCUGCCCCUGCAACGCGGUCGGUCGGCUCGUCGGGGCCGGUUUCUGACCGAUCGAUGCUCCAGACUCCUUCCGAGUCACGCGGUCGAUGGAGCGGCUCUCCCGACGAGUGCGACCUCGAGAAGUUGCAGCUUUACCAAAUCCCUCAGAAGAACUUGGAGCUUGAGCUGCGACAAGCUCUGCGCGCCGGCACCGCGAAGCAUCCUCGGAGCCGCGGGCCCUGUGGCUUCCACGGUGCUGAGGAUUGGCAGGGGAGGGCGACGCAGGCAGAAGUCGUCAAAGCUCGAUGCAGAGUGAGUGUAAAGCCGCAUCCUUCGGUUCUUGCAGUGCAGACUUCUCUUGGUGCCUGA
This is a messenger RNA of Symbiodinium sp. CCMP2456, 660 nucleotides long. Lineage: Eukaryota; Dinophyceae; Suessiales; Symbiodiniaceae. The record is from the annotation of a GenBank genome assembly.